Molecule: messenger RNA, 473 nt
Organism: Tinamus guttatus (white-throated tinamou)
Lineage: Eukaryota; Metazoa; Chordata; Aves; Tinamiformes; Tinamidae
Source: RefSeq, a predicted model, not a curated record
AUGGCUGAGAAUCUUAUUCUCAGCAUUUUCCUCUUUGUUGUUCUUGCUCCAAAUCUAGUUCUGGCUGUGCCGCAGACGACCCUGCUUGCUGUGAGAGGUGCUUCUAAGAAAGCUGGGGGCAGCUCCAAAAACUUAGGUGGCCGCAGCCGCGGGAAACGCUACGGAGUGAAAAAAGUAGAAGGUAACUUUGUGCACGCAGGCAACAUUUUGGCUACACAGCGGCUGAUACGCUGGCAUCCAGGGGCUUAUGUGGGGAUGGGCCGAACCAAGACGCUCUACGCCCUGGAGGAUGGAAUUGUGAGAUACACCAAAGAGGUCUACGUCCCUCUGCCGCGCAGCACGGAGAGCAGGGAGGUCAUCUGUCAGCUGCCUAAAGGAGCAGUUCUUUACAAAACCUUCAUCAAUGUUGUCCCUACCACAGAAGUGGGAAGCUUCAAACUGGUGGAUAUGCUUUGAUCUUCCUACGUCAUGUA